AUGCAGCGUCAAAGAGCAAAGGCGGCGGGGAUCGAAGUGCUGCCUGAGGAGUUGAUCCUCCUCAUCUUCCAGGAGGUGAUUGCGUCCUCUGGCGCUGCAUACGCAAACCUUAGCCUAGUGUGCAUGCAAUUCAGGGAGCUUGCACGCAAAACACACUGCGUGUUCUUUGAUCUCAGGGGCCUUGGGGGCCUUCGGCAACUCACAAGUUUGGAGGUCUGGGAUUGUGGGGGCGAUGGACUGUACACAUUGAGUGGAGCGCUCAACACUUUCACCUCUCUUGUCAAGCUCAGACUCUCAAGGAACAGUCAGUGGCACCCAUUCAGCAUUCAAAACCUCACAGCUUUGACGAGCCUAGACCUGUCCGGGAACAAGCUAAGGGGCGAUGAAGCGGUUCUGGGCGAAGAAGGCCUUGGGAAGCUUCAAGCGCUGACGUUUCUUGACUUGUCGGGCAACCCGAUAGAGUUCGAUGGCGCCCAAUCACUGUCUGCGGUGAUUCAAAGCCUCAGAGCUCUGAAAUGUCUGAACCUGGACGCAACAACGCAAUACGAGAUUGGUUUGUGUUACUAUAAUGGAAAGGGGGUCGCAGAGAACAAGGGACGCGGUGUGCAGUGGUUUAGAAAGGCUGCGGAACGGGGUCAGGUCAAUGCUCAGAACCACUUAGGUUGGUGUUACUUGCGGGAAGGAAGGGGCGUGGAAAGCAACAGGGCUCACGCCGAGGAGUGGCUCAUAAAGGCUGGUGACCAAGGCCAUACAGACGCUCAAUGCAUCCUGUGGGACCUUUUCGUAGAUGCGGAAGUUGAUGAGAGUUUGUUAGAGUUGAAUGAAAGGGUAGCAAAGCAGGGGCAGGCUGAAAUUAGAAGUAGACCGGCCUUAGGCCGGGACCCUGAUGUCGGAAAAGACAUGAGGCGUAAAGAUAAGCGCCCUGUGGAAGACUGUCAAGAGGCUGCUGGCCACGGCUAUGGGGAUGUGAAGGUAAGGUCAAGCCUUUGUUGCAAGGAUGGGGAUGAGGAGACCGAUGUGAGCAGGGCCGUUGCAUGGAUAGAGAAGGCCGCCAAUCAAGGCCACAGUUUUGCGCAGAGAUGGCUGGAAAGUGUCUUGAGAGACGACCAAGGUUAACAAGUGUUGAGGAUGAAAACGGGAAAUGUACAUGCGUAGUGUUGUGUACCAGAGUUUUGACAGUGAAGUGUUAGUAGCCCAAUGAUGUCGGUCAUCCUAAACUACCUAGAGAUCAGACCUUUCUGUCCACAGCUGUAAUCAUGGACGUAGACUGUUUUGACAUAACAUACACGGCAUAUCAGACUUGAAAAGCACCCGGUUCGGCUCGGCGACGGGAAUGUGCGAGAUCGGGGUUACAGUGGCGCGAACGUGAUCAGAUGGACAGGUAACAUGCGUAGCUAAUCAAGAACUUGAAGCUAUACACUCAGCGACACCGUGCAUCGGAAAACUAACUACGACUAUUUCACAUCACAUUGAAAUACCAAGAGAUGAUUAAGACUGAGAGUAAGGUGUUGGCGCA
Messenger RNA from Klebsormidium nitens, 1516 nucleotides. Lineage: Eukaryota; Viridiplantae; Streptophyta; Klebsormidiophyceae; Klebsormidiales; Klebsormidiaceae. The record is from the annotation of a GenBank genome assembly.